AUGGCGGGCCAGCUCCUGCCCCCCGAUGCCGGCCAGGCUCUGGGCUUGGAGGACGUCCCCCCCUUCCACCCAGCAGUGUGGGUGCCCCUGCAGCACACAGCAACGCGGGUGCCCGUCAUCCGCCACCGUGGCUCCAACACGCUGAAUUUCGACUUCCACGACCUGGAGACCCGUGGCAUGGCCGAGCAUGGCCAGGCGGCCCCCAGGAGCUCAGCGAGCGAGUGGUACCAGACCUGGCCGGCCAAGGAGGCGAAGGCACCCAGCACCCCGGCACCCGCCAGCUCCGUGGCCGGCCCCGGGGCUGCCCCCGCCUGUCCCCGGCCACCGGGCUGGUCGGCCACCUGGACCAAGGACAACAAGCGGCGGGAGAGGCGCUGGGUGAAGUACGACGGCAUCGGGCCAGUGGAUGAGACGGGGAUGCCCAUCGCCUCGCGUUCGAGCGUCGACCGGCCCCGUGACUGGUACCGCAGCAUGUUCCGGCAGAUCCACCGCAAGCUGCCAGAGCCGGACUGGGAUGCGCAUCACCGCCCCACGGGUAAGCUCGGCCCCUCGCCCACCACGGUGCCUUCAUCCCCCCAAGAGCCGCAGAGGAAAGGGCCGUUGCCAGCUGAGCCCCCCAGUAUGCCCAAUGGGCUGGACUGGACCAGCUGGGGUGCCACCGGUGCCACCGCAGAGCCUGGCAGCAUUUUUGACUACGAACCGGGGAAAUCCUCACUGCUGGAGCAGCCGCACCAGCCCCCCGCCGCGGUGCCACCGGCGCGGGCUCAGCCCAUUGAGGUGCUGCUGGAGCGGGAGCUGGAGCAGCUCAGCGAGGAGCUGGACAAGGACAUGAGGGCCAUGGAGACGCGCCGGCAUCCCUGCCAGAGCUCGGCGGCUGCUCCCACCGCUCGCUCCCCUGCUCCGGCCUCCCCGGCGGCUCGGAGCCCCCUGUCACCCCGCCGGCUGCAGAGCCCCCCCGGUACCCACCGCCUGCCCGCUAGCCCCAGCAUGGAGCGGGGUGGCCUGGGGCUGGCCAGUGACCGGAGCCGUGCAGCCCCCGGCAGAGACACCCUCAGGCCAGGGACCCUCCCCAGCCUGUCCGACAUGGGAGACCCUGUGGAGGCUGUCAGGAGGGAGGAGAAGAAGAUGAAAGCCGCUCGCCUCAAGUUCGACUUCCAAGCCGAAUCACCCAAGGAGCUGACGCUGCAGAAGGGGGACAUCGUCUACAUCCAUAAGGAAGUGGACAGGAACUGGCUGGAGGGCGAGCACCACGGCCGUGUGGGCAUCUUCCCCUCCAACUACGUGGAGAUCCUGCCCCCCACAGAGGUGCCCAAGCCCAUCAAGGCACCCACCAUCCAGGUGCUGGAAUACGGCGAAGCCCUGGCGCUCUACAACUUCCGAGGGGAGCUGCCCGUCGAGCUCUCCUUCCGCAAGGGCGAGCGGGUCUGCCUGGUGCGGCGGGUGGAUGAGAACUGGUACGAGGGACGUAUCUCCGGCACCAGCCGUCAGGGCAUCUUCCCCGCCACCUACGUGCAGGUGUUGAAGGAGCCGCGGGUGAAAACCACCGCCGAGGACUUCCCACCCUCUCCCGCCUCCGCCAGCCCCCGGCUCCCGGCCGGCUCCCCGUCCCUGCAGCGCUCGCCCGGUCCCCGGGGUCCCCCGCUUUCCGCCAGCUCCCCCCGGGUGGCAGAGUGGGGUCCCGGCGAAGCCGGUGGGUGCCCGUCCUCACCCCGCCACCUUGGCUUUGCCUUCCCCCCCUCCCCAAAGCUGCCCCGCGCCGGUGCCCCGAACCCCUCGCCAGCCCCCGCUGGCCCCCCCACCCACCCCAACCCUGCCCCAUCCUACAACGGCUCCGAAAUCCAGUGGACCCCGUACCGGGCACUGUACCAGUACCGGCCCCAAAACGCCGACGAGCUGGAGCUGCUGGAGGGCGACCGGGUGGACGUCAUGCAGCAGUGCGACGACGGCUGGUUCGUGGGCGUGUCCAGGAGGACGCAGAAAUUUGGCACUUUCCCUGGCAAUUACGUGGCACCGGUGUGA
Haliaeetus leucocephalus (bald eagle) is the source of this 2019-nucleotide messenger RNA. It is a transcript of the gene SORBS3, whose product is annotated as sorbin and SH3 domain containing 3. The transcript is spliced from 18 exons. Gene Ontology annotation, molecular function: protein binding. NCBI's taxonomy places the organism in Eukaryota, Metazoa, Chordata, Aves, Accipitriformes, Accipitridae. The record is from RefSeq and is a predicted model, not a curated record. Bases 1 to 2019 code for a protein of 672 amino acids.